Patiria miniata (bat star) is the source of this 2361-nucleotide messenger RNA. Its product is annotated as actin, cytoplasmic-like. The coding region runs from base 206 to 1333 and encodes 375 amino acids. The record is from RefSeq and is a predicted model, not a curated record. The transcript is spliced from 4 exons. Lineage: Eukaryota; Metazoa; Echinodermata; Asteroidea; Valvatida; Asterinidae.
CGGGGCGGGAAGGAUGUGGGCCAUACAGUCCCACUUGACCUUAUUGGUGUCAUAAAAGCUAACACUCCCUUUCAAAACUACUACAGGCAAUAUCAGCUAGAUAACAAUAGGCUUAGUUCCUGAAGCGGUUGUUUGAGCAUGGAGCUAUGAAACGGAUAGCUGGUUUGAGAUACAGUCAACAAAGCCUAAGGCAACCAAAACGAGGAUGUCUGGUGACGGUCUUCCGAGCGUGGUGAUUGACAAUGGAUCCAGCAUGAUCAAGGCAGGGUUCGCUGGGGAAGACAGUCCCAGAGUCUGCUUCCCAACUGUCUUUGGACUACCACGUCACUUGGGUUCCCUGUUUGGCGUGGGAGAAAAAGACGGUUACAUCGGAGACGAAGCCCUGAGCAAGAUGGGUAUCUUGAUCCUGAAGCGCCCAAUCGAGCACGGUGUCGUCACUAACUGGGACGAUAUGGAGAGGAUCUGGGAACACGCCUUCUACAACGAGCUGCGUGUGGCCCCAGAGGAGCGCUCCGUGAUGCUGACUGAAGCCCCUUUGAACCCCAAGAUUAACAGGGAAAAGACGGCACAGAUCAUGUUCGAGACCUUCGGCGUUCCUUCCAUGUGCCUUGCCUCGCAGGCUCUGCUGUCUCUCUACGCCUCUGGUCCUGUCACUGGACUCGUAGUCAGUUCGGGUGGAGGUGUCUCAAACACUGUGCCCAUCUCCGAUGGUCAUGCCCUGCCUCAUGCCACCAAUCGCACGGAGAUUUGCGGCGUUGACUUGACCGAUUAUCUGAGGGAGCUCUUUAAAGAGCGUGGCUAUCCCUUUACCAAUCAUUUAUCCGACCGUCAUCUUGUGAGUAGCAUCAAGGAGACGCUCUGCUACGUUGCUCGGGACUUCCAGGAGGAGUGUGAGAGUUUCAGCUCCUCCCUGGAGAGGAGUUACGAGCUCCCUGACGGACAUAUCAUCACCGUUGGCCAAGAGCGGUUCCGCUGCCCAGAGGCCCUCUUCCAGCCAAACAUGUUGGGCUUGGAGAUCCCAGGAAUCCACGAGAUGGCUUUCAACAGCAUCAUGAAGUGUGAUGAGGGCAUUCGUCCGGAUCUGUUCAAUAACAUCAUCCUGGCAGGUGGCUCUACCAUGUUCUCCGACAUCGCCGCCAGGAUGCAGACAGAGUUGGAAGCCCUGGCCCCGCCCACCACGAAGAUCAAGAUCAUCGCUCCCUCAGAGAGGAAGUACUCCGCGUGGAUCGGUGGCUCCAUCCUUGCUUCCCUGUCCACCGUCCAGCAGAUGUGGAUCAGCAAGCAGGAGUACGAUGAGUCUGGCCCAGUCAUCGUUCACACUAAGCCUAUCUAAACUGUGAGCUGUGCGAGCUUUAGAUAUAGAUGGCAUUGUCUGACCUGACACCCCAUAGUCGAAGAUCGAGAUCGUCGCUUCCCAGAGAGGUCCAACUAUUGACUGGCUCAGUGGUUCCAUCCUUGCCUCCCUCUAGAUUUGCGUCAACAAUCAGGAGUCUGGCCCAAGCAUCAUUCACAAUUAUUUCUGAAUGUGUGCGCUUUGCUCGAACCUAAGACUGCAAUUGUGUUGACUAACACUUCAUAAUAAAAUUUCUAAAUUUGGUGCUAUUGACACUGAAAAAUAUAUCCUAGAUUAAGAAAAAUAGAGUAUACUGGAUAGAAAUCAAUUUAUUUUAUAAUAAAGUAUUAAAGGUACAGGUUGGGGGAUUCGUUAACAUCCUUCUUUGUAUAAAUAUUUUGAUUGAUUGGACGGAAAAUGUUUAUUAAUCUCAUUAAUAUCAUUGUUCACUUCAUUAUUCUCUCUUAAAAUCAAGCUGUUUGAAAAACUGUUUUAACAGUUUUUCAAACAACCCGAUUUAACGAUAAAUUUCUGUUCAGGAGAGAGACGAUUUCACUCAAAGAAUCUCCACCUUUUAAGGUUCACCGACUUUACGGUCCAGUAUUUACGGUCCAACUAUUGUCCAGUAUAGGCCUAAACAAGGAACAAAAGUGUCGUUUAAUGCUUUGAGUUAUGAGAUGAAUUCGAUCAAUUGCUCAGCAUUGGCUAGUGAAAGCCUUAAUCCUAACCCUUAAAUAUGUACCUUUACAAACUCUUAUUGUUUACCCUUCGCGUGGGUGCACAACUCUGGUUACAUCAUCAUGAUGCACACAGUAUUUUGAAAUACAUGGAGAGUCUUACACAUGCAGUCACUGGUAGUAUUGGUGGGUUACAGCGCAUACAACUCUAUUCAUUACCUUUCAAAUCCAAAUGGAGUGAUGUAUGUUAGUGUUACAGCUACGGAAAUAAACUAGAUUAAAGAAAAACUAUUAAAUGCUAUCGAUGUGAUCGUACGGGAUUGAGGUUUUUUAACACCAACCAGCAGGACG